AUGUCUCAGUCUAGAAAGCCUUUACCAAAACUUCCAAUUGAUAACAUAAAUAGAGAUGAUUCAUCUUCCAAAAAUUCAUAUCGUAAUCAACAACAUCAACGGCAACCACGAAAUGCAAAUUCUCCCCCAAUAUCACCUUCUCCUUUGGACCAAACAACGUCGACUAAUGUUAAUUUCGGGAAUGCUGAUGAUCAAGAUGAUGUCUCGGAUUUUUACAAAGAGGCUUAUAGCCCCUCAAGUGGUGGAGGUCGUAAUGAUUUUUCGGAAAGAGGCAAGGCAAGAGCUUCCGUUGCUUCGAUGCCCGAAUCUAUCAUCCAACCUACAGAACGAUCACCGUCUUCAAGUGCUUCUUCACAGACACUUUUUCAAAAGGAUUUUGAUAAAUCAGCUACUCACCGUUCCAAUACCCCCGCUAAUGAAAAUAAUUUGGAGCAAAAAGUUCAGGAAAUUGUGGAAAUGAAUGUGUUAAAUGAUAGACAUACAAGCCUAUCACAUGCAACAUCAAUGAGUCAUCGACCACGUCCUCAAGCGGAAGGUCCAAUCCCUUUAUCUAAUAAUAGUGAAAUAUGUUCCCCCGAAAGACCUAAAAGUCCUACAAGAAGUUUAAUAAGAAUGCCAUCUAUUAUGAGAGGCCUUAAUGAUUCCCCUAACAUUGAAAAUGCAAAUUCUCCACGCCGUCAAAAAUCUCUCGUUAGACCUGAACGUGCACGUAACCAAAAUUAUCGCAAUAGCAGAAUCGGCACUUCGGCGAGGCCAAUGUAUGAUGAUCUAAAUGAUGAUGAAGAAACGAAAAGAUGGAGCGUAUUUUCUGGUACUGGGGGUGAUGAUAGACGAAAAAGUUUCAUAUCCAAAAGAGGUUCGAUGAAAGAAUCACCAAGAAAAAGAAAAUGGUAUCAAUGUCAAUUUCCAUCUUUCUGGUUAUUAUUUUCCCGUUUUAUCACUUUUUGGGCCCCUCCUUCUAUAUUAUCAUGUUGUGGUAUGCACGAUAGGUCGGUACAACAAGCUUGGAGAGAAAAAAUCGCUUUGGUCACGAUCAUUAUAUUACUUUGUGUAGUUGUUGGUUUCUUGACCUUUUUCCUUCGAAAUGCCCUUUGUAGGAAACAACCCAUUGAAACGAUUCAUAUUGGAACUGUCACACAAGAACAAGCAACUAUUUUAGGAAAGGUUUACAAUUUAUCAAGCUUCACGCAUAAACCUGUUCCUCCUUUUGUCAAUAAUUCAGAUUUAUCUAGUCCAGAGAAUGCCCUUUUUUAUCGAGCUGAUUUAUCAUUCCUGUUUCAAUCGGUCAACUUUGAAUGUAAAGGCGUGUUGACUCCUGAUGUUGCAAAUGCUGAUGGAUCGGUACUGAAUUAUUUUCCUUGUGUGCCCGUACGUGAUUAUGAUCUUCCGAAUCCAGAUGCAAAUCCAGGAAAUAAAGGUUGUCAUCCAAGUUUUAAUGAACGAGUUGUUGCACUCAGUCAAUUCAAGUUAAUAGGAGAAGUCUACUUUGAAUGGGAAGAUAUACAAAAUUCGGCUAAAAAAUACGUUGUAUAUAACAAUCAUGUUCUUGAUCUAGAUAAAUUCCAAUGGACGUGUAUAGAUUCAAUCGUCCGGGUCGGUGUCGUUAGUUUAACGCCACCCGGUUGCCUCGUCACUGAUGUUAUAACUUUUGUCAGCUUGAUUGUAAUCGUCAGUGUGGUUUUGGUUAGAUUUUUUUUGGCUGUUUUAUUUGGUUGGAUUUUGAGUUGGCGUCUUGGUAAUUUUCGUGAAGAGACAGCAGAAGAGAUUGCCCAACGACAAAGAGAUAUAGAGAAUUGGUCAAAUGAAAAUAACCAUUUCCAAUCUAGCUCAAGGGAUUUGAGACAAGAUUCUGCAUCAUCAUUCAAUCUCACCAACAAAUCGAGAUUCUCAACGCUUCCUCCGCCUGGAUCAGCACCUUUUAUUGAUCGAAGAAGGCAUGAUAGUCGACCAACUAGUCGACAAUUUUUACCGAAUCAACCCGGUAUUAAGAAUUUUCAUAACGGCUCAACUAGUUCGCUUUUGGGACCAAUGUCAACUAAUGGUCAUUCCGCAGCUACGAUGAAGGAUUCCAAAACAAGUCGAAAUUCAUCUUUUAACGAAAACAACAGUCAAGGUCGAACGGAUUCUCUGUCUUCAACCUCGUCAGACGCUCAAGUCUCUUCCCAUCCAAACUUGGAUCUUUCCAGCGAAGCGCGAUUAAAUUUUUCAUCGAAGCACACCAUCAUGUUGGUUACAUGUUAUUCUGAAGGAUUACAAGGAAUACGGACGACCCUUAAUUCUUUAGCAAAUACGGAUUAUCCUACUUCACAUAAACUGAUUAUGGUCAUCGCAGAUGGGGUAAUUUUUGGUGCCGGAAAUGAACUCUCCACUCCGGAUAUUUGUCUUUCUUUGAUGUCCGAUUUUAUUGUUCCCGUUGAUAAUGUCGUGGCGCAUUCUUACGUUGCCAUUGCUGAUGGAAAGAAACGUCACAAUAUGGCCAAAGUGUAUGCUGGUUUUUACAGAUAUAAAGAUUCGACGGAGAAAGUUCGCAAAGUUCCAAUGGUGACUAUCGUAAAAUGUGGAGGUCCUGACGAAAAGGAAGACAAAAAACCAGGAAAUCGUGGAAAACGUGAUUCUCAAAUCAUUCUAAUGAGUUUCUUACAAAAAGUCAUGUUUGACGAAAGGAUGACACCUCUUGAGUAUGAAUUCUUCAAUUCAAUUCGAACGGUUUCCGGUGUUACCCCGGACUUCUUUGAAAUCGUACUAAUGGUUGAUGCUGAUACAAAGAUUUAUGCUGAUUCGGUGACAAGAAUGGUUGCAUGUAUGGCAAAUGAUUCCUCGGUUAUGGGUAUUUGCGGUGAGACGAAAAUCGCCAACAAAAGCGAUAGUUGGGUUACGAUGAUUCAAGUGUUUGAGUAUUAUAUCUCUCACCAUAUGCAGAAGGCCUUUGAAUCAAUUUUUGGAGGUGUAACAUGUUUACCGGGAUGUUUUUGCAUGUAUCGUAUCAAGUCGCCAAAGGGACCUAAUGGGUAUUGGGUACCGAUCCUUGCCAAUCCUGACAUCGUUGAGCAGUAUUCAGAAAAUAUCGUUGAUACACUCCAUAAGAAGAAUUUAUUACUUCUUGGAGAAGACAGAUAUUUAUCAACGUUGAUGCUUCGAACAUUCCCAAAAAGAAAAAUGAUGUUUGUACCUCAGGCAGUAUGUAAGACAAUUGUGCCCGAUACAUUUAGGGUACUUAGAUCACAAAGACGUAGAUGGAUUAAUUCUACUGUACAUAAUUUAUUAGAAUUAGUGUUGAUUCCAGACUUGUGUGGGACCUUCUGCUUUUCGAUGCAGUUUGUUAUAUUUAUGGAACUAGUUGGCACAGUGGUAUUACCGGCUGCUAUAACUUUUACCGUAUAUCUUAUUAUCAUUUCAAUCGUUAAAAAACCUCCUCAAAUUAUUCCACUUGCACUUUUAGCCGCCGUGUUAGGUUUACCAGCAAUUUUAAUUUUAUUGACAACUCGAAAAAUAGUUUAUGUGGGAUGGAUGUUGAUUUAUUUAUUAUCAUUGCCCAUAUGGAACUUUGUGUUACCUGUAUACGCAUUUUGGCAUUUUGAUGACUUCUCAUGGGGACAAACGCGCGUGAUUAUUGGCGACGAAAUUGCAGAUCAUUCACGCAAGGAUGGGGAAUUUGAUAGUACAAAGAUCGUAAUGAAACGAUGGGUAGAGUGGGAACGUGAAAAACAGAUGAAAUCCAAAAACCCGAUGCAACAACAAAUUUCAUCAGCUCCAAUGAGUCUAGAAGAAAGGUAUCAAAAUCCAAUAAGGCAAGGGGGAAAUGAAAAACCUUCGUAUCAAACAAUGACGCUUCCAAGAGUAGUUGGUAAAAGAAAUACUGGUACGACGAAAUUAAAGUCUCAUACUGCGGAUUCUUUAAUGAUACCGCCACCAUUAAGUAAUUCCUCGAAUAAUAGUAGCUCGACACUUACAGUUGGUACGGAUGCUUUUACGUCCACUACAACUGAAGUAGGAGAUUAUCGACAAAAUUCAUUACCAAGAACUAACACAAACAGUUCUAAUUUUAGUUAUAAUAGUAGUAAUAAUACUAGAAACAGUAAUAACAGUUAUAUUAAUGGAAAUAAUAACGGACCUGAUGAAAAUCGUAUCCAUUUACAACGUCGACAUUAUAGUUCGUAA
Messenger RNA from Funneliformis geosporum, 4158 nucleotides. The record is from the annotation of a GenBank genome assembly. NCBI's taxonomy places the organism in Eukaryota, Fungi, Glomeromycota, Glomeromycetes, Glomerales, Glomeraceae.